UAGGUGGCGCACUCUGCAAACCUGGCCACCAUUUGGAACCGUGCAUUCACAUAGCGUAACCAUUCGUGGUUCGUCAUUAUUUGUUACCAUAGUGCAUGAAUUACCCCUUGAGGUCAUCAGUGAGAAUUUACGACUGGUCAACAAAAGCACGUGAUUGCGACUCGCACCCCCCAUAUUUGGCCGCAUACAUAGAACCGAACGAAGUACAGUCAUUUCUAUAAUUCAUUAAUAUAUCAUAAAUCGUGCAGGACUGGGUUAUAACGACUAACAACCACAAAUCAACCCAAAAAAACCCAAAUGAGCUCUUACUUUGUAAACUCAUUCUCCGGUCGCUAUCAAAAUGGCCCGGAUUAUCAGUUACUUAAUUAUGGGUCGAACAGCUCCGAGAACGGACCAUACAGGGAUUCAGGCACCAUGCAUUCAGGCACUUACGGCUACAACUACAAUGGUAUGGACCUUAGCAUCACCCGUUCAGCUUCAUCUAACCACUUUGGAGUGGUUAAUGCAGAAAACUCCAGAAGCUAUUCUCCAGCUACAGAAACCAGGUUCAGGCAAGCAACGAGCUGCACCCUCUCAUCUCCAGAACCCCUCUCUUGUUCCGGCAAGGACAAUCACGGAGCCAAGGUUUCCCCAUCCGACCCGACUACCUCCUCUAGUUCAGCGAGUAAUUUUACAGAAAUGGACGAGGCCGGAGCAUCCUCGGAUGCCGAAGAGGGCACUCAAGCCAACAACACCAACAGCCAUCCCAGGGCACAACAGCAAGAAGCAACACAGGCAACAACACCAGAACAGCAGCCACAAAUAUUCCCUUGGAUGAGAAAGCUACACAUUGCCCAUGAUGGUAUGGGUGGACCCGACGGGAAAAGAGCCAGGACUGCUUAUACUCGUUUUCAGACCCUGGAGUUGGAAAAGGAGUUCCACUUCAACAGAUAUCUAACCCGACGGCGGAGGAUAGAGAUUGCUCACGCUCUGUGCCUCUCUGAACGGCAGAUAAAGAUUUGGUUCCAGAAUCGGCGAAUGAAAUGGAAAAAGGACAACAAGCUGAAAAGUAUGAGCAUGUCGGCUGGAGCAAGCGCUUUCCAACCAUAACAAAUAGCGUGAAAGACACCGUGCACCAGUACUGUACAGCCAGGCACCUUCCUACACCCCCCCCCCCCCCCCUCCCACGUGUUUGUUAAAUAUUAAAAAUUACUUAUAACUUUUCUGUGGUCCUGCUAACAAUUUGGUUUGAUUUAUUCUGUUGUGUUGUCCUUUUGCUGUUAAAAGUGCUUGUUGCUGUCUUACAUUUGUAUGUGUCAGUGAACUGUUGGUGCUCUGUUGGAAAAGUAGCAUGUUUUUUUUGUGGAUUGUAAAUGGUAUAACUUAUUUAUAAUUGACACGUUGUACAAUUUGAUCUCCCCCUCCCCCCCUCUCCCCAACGUUGAUAAAAUGCUAAAAAAAAAAUCUUUGCUCUUGCACUAUCACCUUUCAGACACACACAUAUAUAUAUACAUACACCUUCUUGUAAGUCUCUGUCUUUAAUGCUGUCCGUGAAAUUAAACAAGGUCUGUCUGUGAAAAGUCCAUGUAGAAACCUAAUUAUUGUCGAUACAUGUGGAUAGAUUCAGAAAUCAGCGACGAUUGUACACGAUUAUUUAGUGAGUUAUAAUGGUUGUAAAUAAUACAAAAAAAUGUUUAUAAUGUCGCCUAUAGCUAGUCUGUAAUGGGCAGAGUGAUGAUGAAUGGCAUAUUUUCUGUGGAAAUCAAGGACACCUAUGUCAAGCUCCGACAGUAUGUUGCCAACAAGCUUUUUGUAUCUGUUUGUAGCUUAAUUCGAAAUAAAGUGAAAGUUUCUUAUGACCA
Amblyraja radiata (thorny skate) is the source of this 1841-nucleotide messenger RNA. RefSeq names its product homeobox B5a (gene hoxb5a). Gene Ontology annotation, cellular component: nucleus. Gene Ontology annotation, biological process: anterior/posterior pattern specification; regulation of transcription by RNA polymerase II. Lineage: Eukaryota; Metazoa; Chordata; Chondrichthyes; Rajiformes; Rajidae. The coding region runs from base 298 to 1089 and encodes 263 amino acids. The transcript has 3 exons. Gene Ontology annotation, molecular function: RNA polymerase II cis-regulatory region sequence-specific DNA binding; DNA-binding transcription factor activity, RNA polymerase II-specific. The record is from RefSeq and is a predicted model, not a curated record.